AUUUUAAUCAAAUCGAAUUUCACCAAGGCGAACUUAAUUCGACCUCAAAUUUAACAAAGUUAAUGAAAGUUCGGUAAUUGUUCACAAUAUUAGUGGUUUUAUCGUUGUUCGAAUCAUGGCGUUAACCAAAUUCGUCAGCAAAGCUGGUUCUUUAUUCUUGAAACCAUCGUUCAAUUUGAGUAGAAGUUUCGCUACGUCGGCGGUGGCCCGAUCUUCGAAAGAAGAAGAACCGAUAGAUACUGCAAAUUUUGACGAGUUUGGUUUUCCCGAUGAUUUGGAUAUAUCAUGCGGUAUGUACAGAAAAGAACUGAUUGCUCGAUUGGCUGGUGUACAAGACCCUUUCUCCAUUUCUGCUAUCGAUCGUGCUGAAAAAGGAACCAAACUUGAUCCGAUCCGUGUUCCGUCUGGUUUAGAAAGUCGUAUGGUUGCGUGCAGAUGCGAACCCGAAUCGCAUACCCUAUUAUAUAUGUGGUUGCACCAAAACGAACCGAAACGUUGUAGAUGUGGAUUUUGGAUGGUGCUAUUCUACAGAGAACCAUUCGUCGAAUACAUGAUGCCGUAUUAAAUGGAGAAAAAGAUACUAGAGUUUGUAGCUUUAUGAAAAAAAUAUAUGUAUACAUUUAUUCGCAUUCAAAUUUCGAUGAUUGAACUCGAAGCUAUAAUUAAUUUUCGUACGAGUUCCGCUAAGAAUGUUCAUUAGAAGUGUUUGUAUUAUAAAUUCGUUAUUAUAAACUUAAAGUAA
This is a messenger RNA of Planococcus citri (citrus mealybug), 742 nucleotides long. RefSeq names its product cytochrome c oxidase subunit 5B, mitochondrial-like. The record is from RefSeq and is a predicted model, not a curated record. Lineage: Eukaryota; Metazoa; Arthropoda; Insecta; Hemiptera; Pseudococcidae. Gene Ontology annotation, cellular component: mitochondrial envelope. Bases 116 to 565 code for a protein of 149 amino acids. The transcript has 3 exons. Gene Ontology annotation, biological process: mitochondrial electron transport, cytochrome c to oxygen.